Scophthalmus maximus (turbot) is the source of this 1745-nucleotide messenger RNA. It is a transcript of the gene cyp21a2, whose product is annotated as steroid 21-hydroxylase. Gene Ontology annotation, molecular function: steroid 17-alpha-monooxygenase activity; heme binding; iron ion binding. The record is from RefSeq and is a predicted model, not a curated record. Gene Ontology annotation, biological process: hormone biosynthetic process; progesterone metabolic process. NCBI's taxonomy places the organism in Eukaryota, Metazoa, Chordata, Actinopteri, Pleuronectiformes, Scophthalmidae. The coding region runs from base 60 to 1625 and encodes 521 amino acids. The transcript is spliced from 12 exons.
AGGCGUCCAUAAAUGGGACGACCAGUGCGCUGAUCAGCUUUCCAGCACGGAGCCACAACAUGGCAAUAGAAGUGUCAGUGGUCAGUGUGGGAGCUGUGUUGCUUGUUGUACUGCUGCUAGUAGUACUGAGCUGCAUUUCUGAUCGGAGAGACAAAUCUGGGGAGCACAAGGGAACUCAAUCUGGACUCCUGCACCAUCUCUAUCAGUAUCGUCCCGGCUCCUCAUCUCCCUCCCUCCCAGGUCCUCCUGGCCUCUUCCUCAUCGGCAACAUGAUGGAGCUGACACACGAUCAUCUGCCGAUUCACUUGACCAACUUGGCGAAGCGCUAUGGAAACAUUUACCGGUUGAAAUGUGGACACAUAACCAUGGUGGUACUUAACAGUAGUGAAGUUAUAAGAGAAGCACUUGUGAAGAAAUGGUCUGACUUUGCUGGGAGACCAAAUUCAUACACAGGUGAUGCUGUGUCUGGGGGAGGCCGCACCAUCUCUCUGGGGGACUACAAUGAGGAGUGGAGGGCACAUCGUCGUCUCGUCCACAGUGCUUUGCAGCGCUGCUGCCAGAGAUCUUUGCACGAUGUGAUCGAGAGACAGGCACUGCAUCUGCGAAAGGUUUUGAUGGAUUAUCGAGAAAGUGGUGUGGAUCUCUCAGAGGAUUUCACAGUGGCUGCCAGUAAUGUCAUCACCACUUUGGCUUUUGGAAAAGAAUAUGACAAGAGUUCUCCGGAGCUGCAGCAGCUGCACAGCUGUUUGAAUGAAAUUGUCGCUCUGUGGGGUUCCUCUUGGAUUUCUGCUCUGGACUCCUUCCCACUGCUCAGGAAAUUACCGAAUCCCGUGUUUUCCCGUCUGCUGAAAGAAGUGGCCAGGAGAGAUGAAAUUAUAAAACUGCAUCUCAACAAUUACAAGUCACAAGACAAAAAAAAUGAGGACGCCAUCGCAGGAUCCCUCCUCCAGGGCCUUGAGAAACAUCGCAACACCGAGCAUGGAGUGCUGCUUACAGAUACUCACAUUCACAUGGCCACUGUGGAUCUUCUCAUUGGGGGAACAGAGACCACUGCAGCCUGGCUGAGCUGGACUGUGGCCUUCCUGUUGCACAGGCCAGAGGUGCAGACCAGGGUGCAUGAGGAGAUGUGUACAGUGCUGGAGGGCCGAUACCCCAAGUACAGUGACAGACACAGACUCCCCGUCCUCUGCUCUUUGAUCAAUGAGGUGCUCAGACUCAGGCCAGUUGCCCCGCUGGCGGUGCCACACAGAGCCAUCAGAGACAGCAGCAUUGCAGGUUACUUCAUCCCUAAGAACACAGUCAUCCUUCCUAACCUUUUUGGAGCUCACCAUGAUCCUACAGUUUGGUCUGACCCAUACAGCUUCAAACCAGAGCGCUUUCUAGAAGGAGGAGGAGGCUCCACACGUGCCCUGAUCCCUUUCGGAGGGGGGGCUCGGCUCUGCCUGGGGGAGUCUGUCGCCAAAAUGGAGCUCUUCCUGUUCACUGCCUACUUGUUGAGAGACUUCCAGUUCAUCCUUCCUGAGAGCGAGGCCUCCCUGCCCGACCUGAGAGGAGUUGCCAGUGUGGUGCUCAAGGUCAAGUCGUACACAGCUGUAGCCCGUCCAAGGCCUGUGACUAAUCCCUGAGCUGCAGAGGGUGCACUGCUUACUUGUUACAUAAACAUAAGUGCAUUUGUGUGCAAAUGAAUGAAUACAUGUUCUGUUUGUCUGUAGUACUAUAUGCUGAUUAAAAUUGCCUAAACCUAA